Closterium sp. Naga37s-1 is the source of this 939-nucleotide messenger RNA. Lineage: Eukaryota; Viridiplantae; Streptophyta; Zygnematophyceae; Desmidiales; Closteriaceae. The record is from the annotation of a GenBank genome assembly.
AGUGAGGUGUCUUUUGGCGAAACGGACGCGGCUUCUAGCGAUGUGAUUUGUAACGCGUUCGCAAAGGGAGAGAAAUGGGACGAGGAGAGGGAAGCGGCAGGAAAAAAGAGCGAGGGGGGAUUUGGGGAGGGGCGGAGAGGGAGGGGAAGGGGGGAAUUUGCACGCGCAGGAAAAUUGGCAGGUGUCGGAAGGACUGAAACCGCCCGCGCGAGGGGGGAACGUACCAGGGGGGAAAGUGAAUUACGGGAAGGUGGAUCUGGGGAAGCUGGUGUGAGGGGGAAAGGGAAGGGGGCGCAGGAGGGGAUUGGGGGGAGAGAUGCGCUGGACCGGGGGGAGGAAAUGGGGAGGGGGGAGUUUGGGGAGACGGAGGAGGCGGGGGAGGGGGAGGAAGAGAAGGCAGGGGAGGCGGAGGAGGAGGAAGAGGGGGAGAAAAGGGGAGUGGCGGAAGGGGGAUGGAGGGCGAGCAGGGAUGGUGCUGCGAUCAGCAGGGGGAGCGAUAUGGUUGAGGCUAGCUUUCGGUUCCUGGCAGGGGAAGAAGGGUGUUCAGAUGAGGGGGGGAUGGAGGGAGAAGGGAGCCCCUUCGUUACAAGCCCCUCCCAAGCCCCCCUCUGGCCUGCCACCCACCACUCCGAAGCCCCAAGCUCGCUUCCUCCGCAAGCAGAAAUCCGUUCCCACUGCCUCCCUCUCGUCCUUCCCUUCCCCUUCCUCUCCCUCUCCCUCCUCCCUUCCUCCCUUGCCUCCCCCCUCUCCUUCCUCAUCCGCUCCUUUCUCCCCCUCCCGUCGUCCAAGCAUGUCCCGUACUCCUCACACUCCCUCCUCUCCUCGCUCUCCUCGCUCUCCUCUCUCUCCUCGUCCCUUCCCAUCCCGCCCUCUCACGUCCCCUGCCCUUGCCGACUGGCACAAGCCAUCUCCUCUCAGGCGGACUUCAGGGAAGUCUGA